CAUGUACAGUCUGUCUAAAAGAGGCUCCGCUCAAUCCACUCGGUUUGUUUUUUAAUUUAAUUUAAUUACAUUAAUAUGAAACGACGAAUUUAAAUAUAACUUAAAAUCAAAAGCACACGCCGGCGCUGCUGUGUGCGGGAUCUGAAGCGUCUUGGACGCGCGGUACCUGAGCUGCAGAAACAGCGUGGAUCAGAGCUGACCGAGCAAAGAUCGACUGAAUCGGACUUUAUUUUGGUUGAAAGCAUGGAUACCAACAUUUCUUACGUCCAGUUGGUGGACGGCGAGUUGAGGAGACACAAAUACAAGAGAAAAGAAAAGCUGUUCUCCAACUGUGUGAUUCCCGUGGCGAUCGGAACCGGACUGCUGGUGGCUGCCAUGAUUUUCUACCUCUUCCUGGGGUCAAACGUCUUCUCCACCUCGUCUCCAUCGUCCUCCUCCUCCUCCUCCUCCUCCUCCUCCUCCUCCUCCUCCUCCUCCUCCUCCUCCUCCUCCUCCUCCUCCUCCUCCGCCCCCAGUGCCAGACUCCCCCUGCCCCAGCAGACGUCCUGUGAGGACCCCUGCAAGAUCGUCCUGGUGGAGAGCAUCCCCGUGGGUCUGGACUUCAACUCCAGCACCUCCCACCUCUCCAUCUUCCAGGCGUGGAUCAACCUGAUGGCGGAGGCUCGCAGCAGUCUGGACAUCGCCUCCUUCUACUGGACGCUCACCAACACCGACACGGGCACCCAGGAGCCCACCGCCGACCAGGGUGAAACCGUCCUGAAGCGGCUGUCGGAGCUGUCGGGGAGGCUGGCGGUUCGUAUCGCCGUCAACACGCCGCAGGGGAGUCAGCCGCAGGACGACCUCCGGCUGCUCAACGACUCAGGAGCCAACAUCCGGACGGUCAACAUGAGGAAGCUCACCACCGGCGUCCUCCACACCAAGUUCUGGGUCGUAGACAAGAAGCACAUCUACAUCGGCAGCGCCAACAUGGACUGGAGGUCCCUCACACAGGUCAAGGAGCUGGGCGCCGUCGUCUACAACUGCAGCUGUCUGGCUGCAGACCUGAGCAAGAUCUUCGAGGCGUACUGGUUCCUGGGAGAGAGCCAGUCCAUCCCGUCGCCGUGGCCGAGCGGCUUCGCCACCCAGUUCAACAAGGACACGCCGCUCCAGCUGCCCCUCAACAGCACGCCGUCCAGCGUCUAUCUGUCGAGCUCCCCUCCGUCCUUCUGUGCGGCCGGCAGGACUCCGGACAUUCAGUCCAUCCUGAGCGUGAUGGAGGACGCCCAGAGCUUCAUCUACAUCGCCGUCAUGAACUACCUGCCCACCAUGGAGUUCUCUCAUCCCAAGAGGUACUGGGCGGACAUCGACACGCAGCUGAGGCGCCUGGCGUACGAGAAGCGGAUCAGCGUGCGUCUGCUGAUCAGCUGCUGGGCCAGCACGCAGCCCGUCAUGCUCCCCUUCCUCAAGUCCCUGGCCUCCGUCCAGGACCCCAAGAGCCGGCUGGACAUCCAAGUGCGGCUGUUCGUGGUUCCAGCGAGUCCUGAGCAGAAGCAGAUCCCCUACGCCAGGGUCAACCACAACAAGUACAUGGUGACCGACAGGGUCGCUUACAUCGGCACGUCGAACUGGUCCGGGGACUACUUUGUGCACACGGCCGGCUCGGCGCUGGUGGUCAACCAGACGGCGUCCCCGCCGUCCCCGGAGCCGUCCGUCCAGUCCCAGCUGAGGGACGUCUUCGAGAGGGACUGGAGCUCCGCCUACAGCACCCCCGUCACCCAGCACUCCUCCCUGCGGGACUUCUGCUAGCGGGGCUGAUGGGAAACCUCGGUGCUCAGAGCUCCAGCCACACAGUGAGCCAGAACCGGGCCUCUGUCACCGGGAGACAAACCAAACGUUGAGGCGGUGCGUUGAGUGAAGCAGAGAUCUGUUUCUGUGCUCGUCUUCAGCGUCACAACGAGCCAAUCCAACUGCAGACGCUUCUUUUUUAACAGUCAGUCAAAGGUUUCACAGCAUCAGCUGAUGUUCUUUUAACACAAAUCAUCAAUUUUAGGAUCUCGUAUGUCAGAUCAAAGGAAAUCGAAGGCCAGCGUUCAGUUUUCAGGGAUCUGUACACUGAGUGUUUAUUUUCUUACAGCUGUUUACUUUUCCUCUCAACCUCUCGUCCUUCCUCCUCUGGACACUCCUCAAACCGGCUCGUUCCUCGUUGUAACAGAGUCACGGUGGAAGAAUCAAAGCUGCCACUAACCGGCUGCAUUUCAGGAUGUCUUCCUUUCUCUCUCAGCUUCCAAACAGAAUCUUUACGUCUGCUUCAGUGCAGAUUUUGAGUGAUAUUUUUAACAAACCUCACACGCGUCCAUUUGACUCCCGGCUCGGUAUCGUCGUGUCGCUGCAGCUCAUGUUUCGCCGUCUGUGUUCAGAUUUUGGAUUUGUCCGUGAAAAGCUUGAGGAAGCGACGUCCUUCCUCACUGGGAGGUUCGAUCCCAGCUCAUCUCAGGGCGUAAAGGCCGAGCCGCUUCUCAAACCACCACUUUAAACCAGCGUGCCGAUUUCAGAAAGAGUUAUCGAGACUGUGUGCCGUGCCUGGACUCUAAAUGACUUUAGUUUGAGUUUCUUUUUUUAACAGACUUUGAGAAAAGCAUGAGAGACUUUAGAUGUGAAGAAAGAUGUAAUUUCCACUGUGUGGAGUGAUUUGAACUGAUUAAAAUCUCAGAUUGUUCAUUUUAAACCUUUGUCCUUGGAAAAAAUGUAUUUUAAAUAAAGGUUUUCCAAUCAGA
This is a messenger RNA of Salarias fasciatus (jewelled blenny), 2753 nucleotides long. RefSeq names its product phospholipase D family member 3 (gene pld3). The coding region runs from base 244 to 1785 and encodes 513 amino acids. Lineage: Eukaryota; Metazoa; Chordata; Actinopteri; Blenniiformes; Blenniidae. Gene Ontology annotation, molecular function: catalytic activity. The record is from RefSeq and is a predicted model, not a curated record. The transcript is spliced from 12 exons.